Paramuricea clavata is the source of this 5487-nucleotide messenger RNA. The record is from the annotation of a GenBank genome assembly. Lineage: Eukaryota; Metazoa; Cnidaria; Anthozoa; Malacalcyonacea; Plexauridae.
AUGUUGUGUACAGUUCCAGUGCAUUCUGUGUAUCUCAAGGGAACUUAUUCAGAUCCAGCCGCAUGUGAAUUUCUUAGAAAUCUGGCUGAGCAGACGAGAGGGUCGUUUCAUAUUGUGAAGUUGUCAGAGUACCUUGGUAAAGUCGAACAAGUUCUGCCAAUUUAUACUUCUACUAGCAAACGUUAUGAGAAUGAUGGUGAGUUAAUAUUGACCAUCUAAGUGGCAUUGUGCAUGUCUGAUAGCUAGUUAAUAUACACCCAACUUUGUUACCUAGCUUAGUCUUUUGAUGCAAAAAUCAUUAUAUUAAUUAAUAUAAUGAUUUUUGCGUCAAAAGACUAAGCUAGGUAACAAAGUUGGGUGUAUAUUAAGGCAUGCAUGCAUCACUCCAGUAAAACAGCCAGCUUAGCUAAGAAUACAUUGUUAUUCGAUCACUCACAAACCGAUUAUGCUCCCCCCAAAAAAGAAACUCCAAACAUCCGAUUUGAGGACUAAUAUCCAAAGUCCCAACUUGUAAAUGCCCAGGUAUAGAACGGAACGUUUUUUAUAAUAAUAAUUAUUUAAACUCUCAGUUGUUAUAGUACUUUUAUCUAAUGACAUAAUAUUUUUACUUGUAAAUAUAUAUAGCAUAUACUAAUUAAUAUUUUAUUCACAUACUACGUAAUUCCAAAGCAAUUCAGUUAUGAUAAUUAGAUCAAUGAUUAAAUCUUAAAAAACAUUCACUAAAGGUUGAAAUGCUUUCUUUUCAGUGCCUGCGCAAAUUGAAAGUAAACCUUACAUUGACCUAAAUACCCCACCAAGUUCUAGUUAUUUGAGUAGAAAUUAUGACACUCCCGGCAUUCGGAACGCUGUCUUAGACAACAGUCAUACAACCAAAUUUGACUCGACAGUACUGGAUUAUGCAGACGCUCUGAUCAAGGCUCGAGGUCUGGCACAGUCUGCUGGGAUACGGUGCUCCUCCACACCACUUGCAUCCUCGGUCAUGAAAGGUGUUAAAGUACUUGCUAGGCUUGAUCGAGACGGAUUGUAUUACCUAGGACAAGUUAAAGAACAAGUAAGUAUAGAGAUCGGUAGAGAGAUAGAGUCUAAGCUCUAGCUUGUAAUUGAUCUCUACACCUCUCUAUAUGGACACCUCUCUAAUAUGGACAUCUCUAAUACUGACACCUCUCUAAUACGAAUUCUUCUCUAAUAGGAACUCUUCUCUAUUACAGACACCUCUCUCUAAUACAGACACGUCUCUAAUACGGACACCUUUCUAAUAGGACACCUCUCUAAUACAGGUAUUGCCUGAUCGGGAUACCUCUCUAAUACUGAUCGGGAUACCUCUCUAACUCUGCCUCUCCAAUACAAACACCUCUCUAAUGCGUACUCUUCUCUAAUACAAUUAGUAUAGACGCCUCUCAAGUAUACAGACACCUCUCUAAUACCGACCCCUCUCUAAUACAGACACCUCUCUAAUACAGACACCUCUCCAAUACAGAAACCUCCAUUAAUUAUUAUAGACACCUCUCUAAUACAGACACGUCUCUAAUACGGACACCUUUCUACUAGGACACCUCUCUAAUACAGGUAUUGCCUGAUCGGGAUACCUCUCUAAUACUGACACCUCUCAAACUCUGCCUCUCUAAUACAGACACCUCUCUAAUGCGUACUCUUCUCUAAUACAAUUAAUAUAGACGCCUCUCAAGUAUACAGACACCUCUCUAAUACCGACCCCUCUCUAAUACAGACACCUCUCUAAUUAAUACAGACACCUCUCUAAUGAGUGAAGUAAUUAAAAGAGAACUAAUUUGAAGAAACUUACCUGGGAAAGUAUGGUCGACACACUAGAUCCAUACGUUUAAACAAAUUUCUUGUAAAACGGAACAACUAUUCUCGCACUAUUAUUGCCCAAUAGAACUCUCUUUUAAUUAGGACCCCUAUUCUAGAGGCCAAAGAAUACCGAAUCAUUUAAGAGCAUGAUAUCCGAGCUUGUAACAUUCCAGCUCCUGAUCGCAACGGCUAAUAAUCCUCGCUGUUGACUUGGUGACUGUACUAGAAAAUUAAUAAAAGGAAAUCAAACCACCAAACAAAAGUUAAACCACGUAACAAACCUGAACAAUUAAUAUAUUCUAGGGUUCCAACGACAGUUUUGUCAUAAAGUUUGAAUCAUGUCCAGGGCUAAGGAAAACUGCCCCUCAAGAGAUGUCAGUUCAAAAUAUGAUUGCAUACAAAGACGCGUUUCGUCUCAACAUCUCAUUGGGCGACAAAGUCCUGGCUCCAUGGCAAAAUGAUGGACGAUAUGGACCCGGUACCGUCCUGGAUGGAUGUGAGAGAAGAGACACUCAGGUCGAAGGUACGUUUAGUCUAGUCUAGUCUAGUCUGGGUUAGGAGACGGUCUUGAAAGGCAAGUGUGGGGACCACGGCACCAUAAGUCGGUUCACGUUGCAAAAUUGCAAGAAACUUGCAGCAACGAUUGUGACACCUUCCCCUUACAAAAAUCCCUUUUACUUCAGGAGAGGACGACGGUGAAUUGUUAGUGACUUUCUUCAAUGGAAAAACAGUAUCGUUGAAACGUGGUAUUGCAAUACGUGUUCCCGAGAAGAAAUUUAACCGAAUAUCGCUUGAUAUUCAGCUCCCAGAGUCGCAGAGAAGGAAGCAGAGGCUUCGACAAGAAACACGAAGUGCUACUCAUGAAGAUUGUUCACGUCCGACACCUAAAACGGUGUGGGAAUUGGAAGAACGACACGAAUUGCAAUUGGUACUGUUCUUCAUUUUUUAAUUUAUUUUUUAUAAGACUCUAGCCCCACAUGCUAAAUUUAAAUGUUCGCAACAGUCAAUGGUAAAAAUCAAUUUGAAGAAAAUUCACUAGGCACGUAUUUAUUAUUAAUGUUUAAUUUGCAGUAUUUCUAAAACAAACAUUUCUUUCCUCAAUUUGCUUUUCAAGCAUGGUCGUAACGGUCGUAAAAAUAGAGUCACGAUCUUUCUCAACGUACGACCAGUUUGUAAUAAACGUAAAUUGUGCCACAUAUAAAUCAUAAGUAAACUCUAGUUAUAAUCACGUAUUUUCAGUUCUAAAAUGUUGUGUUUCGGCUGAUGAGAAAGAUCGUUGCUCAAUCUUUACGACCGUUACGACCAUAUGUAAACUAGGCCUUUAACUUAAUAGAAGUUCGACUGUAAAAACUUAAUUAUGGCAAACUUAACUCGAGACAAAUCGCUCUUGUCCUAUAGCCUGUGGUUCCGCGUUGUCUUAUAGGAAAACGAAAAACUAAAGCAAAAGAUAGACGAACAGAUUAAAGAAAACACCAAUCUAAUACGUGCUUUGGACCUGAACAUUACCAAUACGACGAAGGCCAGGGACUCGCCUGUGAUUGGUAGAGCGACUUCACGUGACCUGAUAGACUCGUCCCUGAUUGGUACGGCAACGUCAUGCGACUGAAAUACUCGCCUGUGAUUGGUAGAGCGUCAUCGCGUGACUUAUUAAGAGACUACGAUAGCGGGGUGUUCUCGGAUGAAGAAUAUGAAGGAUACAGUGAAGAAGAUAUGACAGCGACUUACAGCGAAGCAUCUCAAGUUGAUGUUGGCCGCUAUGAUAAACAGUGUAAGUAUUGAGGCCAAAGUUGUAGUCGGACAAAAUUUAAUCGCGUUGCCAGCGCAAGAGAAGCGACAUGCAACACUUGCAAUGAUUUUCUCGUCUGGUAAGACAAUUGAAAAGCCGGAUUCUUACAAUGGAGGAUAAAUUCAUGAUUGCUUCACAAAUUUAGCGCUCUCAAUUUUAUACACAAGUUUAAAAGUUUCAUCACUGAGAAGUGUGAUCUGACCAAUAGAAAUAAAAAUCCCUAAAAGUGUAUAACUUUGGAACUGAUGACAAUGGAAUGCUGGAUUAGCUACCCAAAAUAUAUUUUUCACUGCCCAGGUCCACCAGUCAAAUAAAGCGAUUUUCAUUGGUUGUAAUUUGAAAUUUUCUGCAAUAGUUGCCGAAAGUCAAAUCAUUUGCAACAAUUGCCGAAGGUAUCAAGUUACAAUUGUAUUGACGCGCAGAACAGGUACACGUGCGAUUUCGUCUUUACUGCACGCUGGUGAUGCAAUAAAAUUUGACCCGUCGCACGUGAAACCUGUCCAUAGGUUUAUUGUUUCUCUGCUUUAGAUGACCUAUCAUUCACUCCUCGCUUCUCGCUGGGAAAGGAAAGAGUCUUAUUAAAAUCCGAUAACAAUAUCGAAAAACCCAAACCUUGGCGAUAUUCAAGUGCUGGCGCUCCCGCUAAACAGCCUCGUUUUCGUGAGACAGUUUUGAAGAAACCGCGCGAACCUGGCGAGAAGUCAACUGAGCGUCCAACACAUGAGGAAUAUCAAACAGUCGCGGGCGUCUCAUUCCCUGCUGGAACAGGUGAGAAAUACGUCAUGUAAAUUAUGUGAAAGUAUAUAUUGAUUGUUACCUCUGGCGAGAACUGGGAGGUUAUGUUUUCAUCCGCCUUUGUAUUUGUGUGUGUCUGUUAUCACGAUAACUUAAGAAAUAUCAAACGCCGGUAUUAAAAUGAAAAUUUGUGGGAAUGAUAAACAUUGCCCAAGGACAGAUUGAUUAAAUUUUGGUUAAAUGAUUUUUUUCUGUGACAAGUGCACUUGUUCAAAAGCUAGCAUGCUAGGUUUUGAACAAGUGCACUUGUCAUAGCCCAAUUGUUUUUUAUUAAUUAUUUUGAUUUUUCCCAACGUGGGCCUUCAAUAGAUCGUAAAUUCGGAGAGAAGCGACAAAAAUGGCAUCCGUAUCGACAGUUCGGUGACGGGAAAAAAAAGUCCAAAGAAAAUAUCUCUGCAAUUUGGGAAAGGAAAUAUCUAAAACACUCAGAAUAUCAAGAUGCAUCUGGGGUGAAAUUUCCUUCAGCUACAGGUAAUCCUAUUAGCUCUAGAUCAAUUUCUACACUCAUGUAGAAAUUGAUCUGGAGCUAAUAGGUCCUAGAACUAAUUAAGUCCUUAAUUUCGUCCUAAUUAAGUCCUUCGGUAGAACUAAUUAAGUCCUUAAUUUCAGGCUCGUGAUUCUGUCAUGCUGGCGCAUGUACCCAAAAUGCAAGAAUAAAAAAUGUUACGAUGCGGUAAUGUUACCGUAGUAAUACAGUAGGCUCACUUUUCCAGCGCACGUGCGAUGAAACAUUGCCGAAAACUUUGCAUUUUACCAGUGCCAAUUGUGUGCGAGAUGUCCGCUGACAUUAUGAGAAAAUCUGCUAAACCAUCCGUCUGAAUAUACUUUGAUGUCAUUGAAUUAUCUCAUUUUUUCCAGACAAAAAAUUUAGGCGAAGUCUUGACCCAAACUGGAGUCCCGAUACAGCACUGAGAAAUGCAGAACGUUCGCGCAAUUGGGAAGAUGGCCUGGGACAUGGUGAUGACAAGAAAAAUGCGCGAUAUGCUAAUAAGCUAGAGCACAUGAGAUCAAAUAAGAGAAGAUAUUUUAAAGAUAUCGAGGAUAAAGUUGCCGUCGAGGAAGGAAGGGAAGAAAAACGGAUUCAAUUUCGAAGGUAA